AUCAAAAACAUUACGUAAAUCAAACAAAAUAAUAACUUAUUUCUAUAACUGUAAGGCAUAUAAUCCAUCAACAGGGUUCGUUAAGCACAAAUUAUAUUGCCGGAAACCUGCUUUAGACACUACCUUGACAUUAGCAAGUUAAUCGCCGCCAGUACAUAGACGACCGCGCUCGAGGCCACACGCAAUGAAGACCAUAGUUUUCCUACUAUUUGUCGCGACAUGUUAUGCCGAGGAGUUUAGUGCGCGAUCAAGAAACUUCAGCAUCGAACUUGUGCACCAUACACAGAAACAAACUGGUGGACAUGUAGUAAUAUCGCCUUUUGGAAUAUGGACCCUAAUGACCGGAGUUGCACUCGGUGCAACGGGCAACAGUUUCGCGGAGUUGCAACGCGCUUUCAUCCUCCCAAGGAACAAGAAAACCGUUAUUGCCGGCUACAAAGAAUUGACAAAAGCUGUUCUAAAUCCGUCCACAAACGGAGUAUCACUAGCGAGCAAAAACUUUGUAUUCAUCGACGACGAUUUCACUUUGAAUCCGGACUUUCGGAAAACGAUUAGCACAGAUUUUGACGCAACAAUAAAAGUACUCGAUUUUAAGAAUCCUGACCUGGCGGCAGGCAAAGCGAACAAUUUUAUCCAAAAUUCCGGAGGGCGAGUCUCUAACGUGCUAACGUCAGAUGACUUUGCGGAGUCUAGGAUGAUUUUAACUAAUGUGAUAUCCUUUAAAGGGUUAUGGUCAUCCCCUUUCAACGCGAGCGAAACAACAGUUGAGAACUUUUACAACGAAAAUAAUGAGGUCGUAGGGCAAGUCAACAUGAUGUAUCAGAGAGCGGAGUUUCCAUUCUCCAAUAUCGUUGACUUAAAAGCGUUUGUGGUCGAAUUGCCUUAUGGAAGUGAUGGAAAAUAUUCUAUGCUGUUAAUUCUGCCACAUCCUCGUGUAAAGUUGGACGAUGUUUAUAGAAGGCUCGAAAAUGUGACUCUUACAGAAAUAACAAAGAAGCUGCAGAGCGAUAUAGAAGAAUACGGGUCGACUGACGUUGACAUCAAACUUCCCAGAUUCAAGAUUAGUACGAAUGUCGUAAUGAACAAGCCACUAAAUGACAUGGGUGUUUACGACAUUUUUCAACCAGAUGUGGCUAGUUUUAAACGUGUCACGAAUGAGAAUAUUUAUGUCUCGGCCAUUGUACACAAAGCUGACAUUGAAGUCACUGAAACUGGGACGGUAGCCUCUGCUUCGACUUCCGCCAAUUUCGCCGAUAGGAUAUCGACGCCACUUAUGAGGGCUAAUAAGCCUUUUGCGUACUUUAUUAUUGAGAAAACUACUACGACUGUUAUAUUUGGUGGCAUCUAUUCGAAACCUACUGUUUAUUAAUGUUGUUUGUAGAAAAACUCGUGAUUUCAGUACGUUCUUUUUUAACAUUAGGUAGCUACAUAAAUUUUACCAAUCAAGUGCCAGAAAGUGUCAUAAACAUAUAU
Cydia amplana is the source of this 1473-nucleotide messenger RNA. It is a transcript of the gene serpin-5, whose product is annotated as serine protease inhibitor 2.1-like. The coding region runs from base 185 to 1369 and encodes 394 amino acids. Lineage: Eukaryota; Metazoa; Arthropoda; Insecta; Lepidoptera; Tortricidae. Gene Ontology annotation, molecular function: serine-type endopeptidase inhibitor activity. The transcript has a single exon. The record is from RefSeq and is a predicted model, not a curated record.